Molecule: messenger RNA, 2479 nt
Organism: Suricata suricatta (meerkat)
Lineage: Eukaryota; Metazoa; Chordata; Mammalia; Carnivora; Herpestidae
Gene: SFTPB
Product: surfactant protein B
Exons: 11
Coding region: 46-1170 (374 amino acids)
Biological process (GO): sphingolipid metabolic process
Cellular component (GO): lysosome
Source: RefSeq, a predicted model, not a curated record
AUAAGGGCCCCCGCCCAAGCAGGGUAUCCAGGCUGUGGAGGUGACAUGGCCAAGUCACACCUGCUGCCGUGGCUGCUGCUGCUCUGUGCACUCUGUGGCCCAGGCACUGCCAACUGGACCAUCUCAUCCCUGACUUGUGCCCGGGGCCCUGAAUUCUGGUGCCAAAGCCUGGAGCAAGCCUUGCAGUGCAGAGCUCUGGGGCACUGCCUACAGGAAGUCUGGGGUUAUGCAAGAGCCGAUGACCUGUGCCAGGAAUGUGAGGACAUCAUCCGCAUCCUAACCAAGAUGACCAAGGAGGCCAUUUUACAGGUGGACACGAUUCGGAAAUUCCUGGAGCAUGAGUGUGACCUUCUCCCCUUGAAGCUGCUAGUGCCCCAGUGCCAUCACAUGCUCAACACCUACUUCCCAGUGGUCAUCGACUAUUUCCAGAACGAGAUUAACCCAAAGAUCAUCUGCCUGUACCUGGGCCUGUGCAAACCCAGACGUCAAGAGCCAGGACAGGAUCCUGAGCUGUCAGACCCCCUGCUGGACAAGCUAACCCUCCCCGUGCUGCCUGGAGCCCUCCAGGGGAGGCCUGGGCCUCACACACAGGACCUCUUGGAGCAGCGGCUUCCCAUCCCCCUGCCCUUCUGCUGGCUCUGCAGGAUGCUGAUCAAGCGAAUCCAAGCUGUGAUUCCCAAGGGUAUGCUGGCCACGGCUGUGGGCCAGGUGUGUCACAUUGUACCCCUGGUGGUGGGUGGCAUCUGCCAGUGCCUGGCUGAGCGCUACACCGUCCUCCUGCUGGAUGCACUGCUGGGCCGCACGCUGCCCCAGCUGGUCUGUGGCCUCGUCCUCCGCUGCUCCACCGAGGACAGUGCUGGCCCAGUCCUCUCAGCCCUGGAGCCUCUGCCUGGAGAAUGGCUACCUGAAGAGUCCACGUGCCGCCUCUGCAUGCUUGUAACCAGCCAGGCAGGGAGCACCAGCGGGCCGGCCAUGCUGCAGGCAAUACGCCAGACCUGCCUCAGCUCCUGGCUGGACAGGCAAAAGUGUGAGCAGUUUGUGGAACAACACAUGGCCCAGCUGCAGACCCUAGUGUCCGGGGGCAGGGAUGCCCACACCACCUGCCAGAUCCUGGGGGCAUGUGGGACCACGUUCAGUCCUCUCCAGUGCAUCCACAUUCCUCACUUCUGAUGAGAACUCAAAGCCAUGCCAGAUCCCAGGGCUUCCAGGACCAGGAAGAGCUGGGUCUCCCAUCCUGUUGAAACAAGAAAAGCAAUGGAUUGACACAGGGGACCUAGGAUCUGGUCCCAACUCUGCCAUCAACUGGCCAUGGAUCCUCAGCAAAGAUACGUUGCCCACCGCCCCCCCGCCCCCCGUCAGCAGCAAAGGGGGAUCAAAUAAAGUGGCUCUAGGAUUCUUGGGCUCUUGCACAUGACAGGGCUCCUCCUCAGGCUCCCCGCCCCCUGCGCAUGCUGAGAAGCACCCUUCACUCCCACAGUCACCUUCCCCACCUCCUUUCCUCAGAAGGACAUUAAGCCGGUGGACCACAAGCCUGCAGCUUGUAACCUCAGUCCUGUGUCAAUCUUACCUGUCCUGUCUCUAACCACAGCCCAAACCACUUCCAUCCUCUCUGGGUGUGACGUGCAGCCGGGAUAGCAUCUUCUGAAGGAAGUCUGCAAGAGGGGGCUUCCGGCCCGGGAACUUCCGGCCAGACUUUACACUGCACUGGAGCCAGCCCAGCUCCUACAAUCCCCCAGGGGCUGGGUCCACGGGAACCUGUCAGCCCCGCAGUCCCUCCCUGGCUCCCAGAGGACAACGGGGUAGAAGCUGGGGCCUGCCUCACUGGAUCUCCAUGAUACCAACUUUUACAAUUAGUUUGCUAAUACUUUCACGAAAUUCAAAUUCAGAAUAAAAAAAUGGGAGCAUAAAGCACCAUAUAAGAUAGAUGAAGUCGAACUUUUUGUAAAAAUCAGAAGACCUCUGACUUGUCAAGAAUGGACAUGGCAGGGCUCAAACAGGGUGGGAAGCUGAUGGGGCCAACUUUCAUAUUUGAAAUGUUCUGCAGCUUAAGAGCUGUCACUUUAAGAUGUAAAAAGGGGUUUUCUUUUUAUCUUUUUGUAAGGUGAGCUUCCAACUUUUGGUUGAAAUUCCAGCAUGAAUCCAUUUCUGCUAGGAUUUCUGUCCUCAAAGCUCAGUUGGGGUACAUGCUAAAAAUCGGUUCCUCUGUAUUUCAAUACCUGUAACAAUACUAAUAAAGUGUGUUGUUUCGUACUAAGAGGAAAGAGACACAGUCAUUUAAGAUGCCCCCCUCCUGAGGGUAGGUGGACCAGGCACUCUCCUCCUUGGCAGAGAGUGCCCACAGUGCCUCUCCCUCCUGUAACGGCCUCAUUCCCCCAAAGAGUCCACUUACUGGGAUGAGAUGAGGUGGUUAGGGUACCAAAAACUCAAGAUACACAACAAAAACAAUAAACUGAAUAAACCUUUAACAUUAAAGACCUAA